UCUGGUAAAACAGGAGCAUCUGGCAUCCAAGGACCAGUAGGGAAAAGUGGAGAAGCCGGUGGUGCAGGAAUGAAGGGGAGACCAGGAAAGUCUGGAGUGAGAGGGAAUAAAGGUAAAAAAGGCUUCAGAGCACCUUCAGGAUUUGAAGGAUUAAAGGGUCCAAAAGGAGAGGAAGGAUCAAGGGGGAAACCCGGCCUUCCAGGCGAGAGGGGUGCACUUGGACCACGGGGGUACAGAGGCGCAGCUGGUAUUCAGGGUAAUAUUGGACCAUGGGGUGAGAUUGGAGUUUGUGGCCCCCCAGGUGAACAGGGACCACCAGGUCCAGCUGGCUUUCAUGGAGUUACAGGUUACCCAGGUAAAGAUGGCCCUCAGGGUGAAGAGGGAUCAGCUGGAGUGAAAGGAGAUAAGGGAACCAGAGGAAUGUUGGGGCAGAAGGGAGUUGCUGGUGUCGAUGGUGAGGAGGGUGAAGCAGGACUGAGGGGUCCACAGGGCUCAGCUGGACAAAAGGGCAUGUCUGGUAAUAAAGGGAACACAGGAACUCCUGGACACAAAGGACCACAUGGCGCUGAGGGUGACAGAGGCAACCAAGGCCCACAGGGUGCAAUGGGACCACCUGGGACACAGGGGCACAGAGGUGCUCCAGGAGACAGAGGGAUACAAGGGUUUCCCGGGCCCAAGGUGAAUCAUUUCACCUUCAGUCUGACAGACACAACAAUGAAGCCUGCAUGUCAUUGA
Thalassophryne amazonica is the source of this 735-nucleotide messenger RNA. RefSeq names its product collagen alpha-2(IX) chain-like. The coding region runs from base 70 to 735 and encodes 221 amino acids. The record is from RefSeq and is a predicted model, not a curated record. The transcript has 11 exons. Lineage: Eukaryota; Metazoa; Chordata; Actinopteri; Batrachoidiformes; Batrachoididae.